ACAUACUGUAUCAAAAAAUAUCCAAAUCCAAAAUAGUGAAAAUACCAAUAAACAUGGAGCAAAACUUGGAGUGUAUUACUCCAUGUUCAUCUGCUCUCUCUUUACUCACUUAAGUAUUGUUCUUUGCUUCAAAAACCCUUUUCCCUAGUUUCAAGAUAUUCCAUCUUUUUCUGACUCAAAGUUAAAAUCUCUAAAAAUACCAACUGUUUGAUGAAAUGCCUCAAAGAAAUUUUCUCUUAUUACUUUGUUAGAUGCACAUAAUUUGAUGAAUUCGUUGUUUAGUUUACUGGGUUAGAAGUAUUUUUCAAGAUUACUCUAUAUUUUAUAUAUAUAUAUAGUGCGCUUUAUUGUUUUGGGUUUUAGUUCGCACACUAAGUGUUUGAUGAAAUGCCUGAACGAUGGUUUCAGUUAUUACGUUUACAAAUGGGCAUAGUUUGAUUUGGCCUGUUGUUACUGUUACUCGGUUGGGUAGUCUUAAGGUCAGGGCACAAGCUGGUUUGUUAGUAGUAGUGAAAAAAGACAACUUUUCGGGGUUUAAAGAGUUGAAGAAAAAGGAAAGGUUUUGGGUGAACAAAGAUAGGUUUUUGUGUAAAGGGUCAUUAGAAAGUGAUGCAGAGUUGGGCUUGGAGCAAGAGAUUUUGGAGUUUAUGAAAAUUUCGAAGAACCCGGAUGAUUUUCCGACCAAGAAAGAAUUGUUGGAAGCUGGAAGAGUUGAUUUAGUUAACGCUAUUGCCAAGAAAGGCGGUUGGCUUUCAUUUGGUUGGGAUGAUGAUUCGGAUUCUGGUGACGAGAGUGAAUGUGGAAAGCAGGAAUUUGAUGACCUUAGAGAUGUACAUACAAGAAAUGUAAGUAGUCAGCUGACUAAUGAGCUUGCUUCAUCCUCCGGGAGACCACUAGAAACGGUAGUUCAGGAUGAUGCCGGGAUUGAAGGUAUACUGCAUAGAUUAGAAAAGUACAGAAGUUUGUCUUUUGGCAUUAGUGGCGAGGGAAAUGAACGUGGUAUCUAUGGUUUGAACAAGGAUAAUGGUAGUCACAGAGAUUUGUCUACUAAUGUGGCAGCUACCGAUACCUAUUCUGGCAAGAAGUCAGGUAGAGGAGAUUACGAGGAUUCGAUAGAUAAAUUGAUGACUACAAAAGAUGGUGAACUUCAUAAGAGACGUAAUGAGAUAGAUUCAAAUUACAUAAAAUCUCGACUUCAAAAAAUGCAGUCUGAGCUUUCUUCAGCCAUUUGCUUGUUUCGGUCCAAAAGUGAGACAAAUAAUCCAGAUGGUCAUAAAUAUUCUUCCAGUGAGUUACAACAUCUUUCUGAUACAUGGGAGUUUCAAGAAAAUGAGAUUAUGAAUGCCAAAGAUAGGCUGAGAUCUAUACGUGCAGAACUAGCAGUAUCAGAAGGAAAGAUGGCAUUAUCAAUCAUUGAAGCACACAAACUACUUGAGGCGAAACAAAAGAGAAUUGAUAGUGCAUGUAGAACUCUACAGAUUCUUCAUACCACCUGCAUAAUUUGGCCUAAUUCAGCCUCGGAGGUUCUCUUAGCAGGAUCAUUUGACGGUUGGACCACUCAGAGAAAGAUGGAAAGAUCACAAACGGGCAUUUUCUCUCUGUCAUUGAAGUUGUAUCCAGGAAGAUAUGAGAUCAAGUUUAUUGUCGAUGGUGUUUGGAGAGUCGAUCCUCUACGCCCUAUUGCCAACAACAAUGGUUAUGAAAAUAAUGUUCUCAUCAUCCAUGAUUGAGCAUGUGAGCAAAAACAGCCCGACGUGAAAACCAUUGCAAUGGCACUCGGUGGCAUCAACAACUAGCAUAGAAUAGCUUAUGUAGCUUCUUACCCCGUAACUUAUAGAUAAGCAUAGCCUUGGAAGUUGACAGUUGUAUUACCUUUGCCCCCUCCAUUCUUUGAAACAUUUGUCUCUACAAUUGUAAUGCAAAGUGUUUAUAUUGACUAAA
Molecule: messenger RNA, 1941 nt
Organism: Erigeron canadensis
Lineage: Eukaryota; Viridiplantae; Streptophyta; Magnoliopsida; Asterales; Asteraceae
Product: protein PTST homolog 2, chloroplastic
Exons: 7
Coding region: 399-1730 (443 amino acids)
Source: RefSeq, a predicted model, not a curated record